This is a messenger RNA of Alosa sapidissima (American shad), 2648 nucleotides long. Its product is annotated as homeobox protein aristaless-like 4. The record is from RefSeq and is a predicted model, not a curated record. Bases 266 to 1339 code for a protein of 357 amino acids. Gene Ontology annotation, molecular function: DNA-binding transcription activator activity, RNA polymerase II-specific; RNA polymerase II transcription regulatory region sequence-specific DNA binding. Gene Ontology annotation, biological process: regulation of transcription by RNA polymerase II. The transcript has 5 exons. NCBI's taxonomy places the organism in Eukaryota, Metazoa, Chordata, Actinopteri, Clupeiformes, Clupeidae.
UUCUGGAAAACAUCUGAAUCAUUUUCUAACCAAGCCCAGCUGCGCAGUGGAUGUGUGCGUCUGUGCGUGUGAGAGAGUGACUGGUGUGUGUGUGUGAGUGUAUGUGCGUGUGUGUGUGUGUGUGUGUGUGUGCGUGCGUUGGUUUUGUAUGGGGAACGGGGAGAGAGUGUGAGAGUGUUUGCCUCGCCGUUGCUCUCCAAAAAGGAAAGAGUAGGGCGGAAGAAAAAAAAUUGGACGUGUUUUUCCCCCGUAACUUUUUUUAGACAUGAACGCGGAGACGUGCGUUUCAUACUGCGAUAUGACAUCCAUGGAUUCAUAUUAUAGUUCACCCGCUUCACAAGGUAGGGAUCACCAAGCCAAUCCGUUUAGGGCAUUUCAAGCCAGUGACACCAAAUACAGCCCCUCUUUCCUGACCAACAAAGGUCAACCGUACGGAGAAAAGUCUCGUAGCCCGUUCCAAGCGGAAUGCCAGCCCCUGGACAACAACACUGGGGAAGGCACCUACAGCAAGUACCAGCAUUACAUGCAGAGAUCGUCCUGUAAAACUCCCCCUGAAGGAAGCAAGCUGCACACGGACAGCGGACACAACGGAGGACUCGGGUCCUGUUAUGGUAAGGAGAGCGGAGCGCUGACAGACGCAGAGGUCCCCCCAGGUGCAGACGCGGCGGGCAUGGACGGCAGCUACCUGAGUGUGAAGGAGGCAACGGGAGUGAAGGGGUCGCAGGAGCGAGGCUGCCCCUCGGACAUGUCCGGCGGCCUGGAGAAGAGCGAGGGCGAGAGCAACAAGGGCAAGAAGCGACGCAACCGCACCACCUUCACCAGCUACCAGCUGGAGGAGCUGGAGAAGGUGUUUCAGAAGACGCACUACCCUGACGUCUACGCCCGCGAGCAGCUCGCGCUCAGGACCGACCUCACGGAGGCCAGGGUGCAGGUCUGGUUCCAGAACAGAAGGGCAAAAUGGCGGAAGAGAGAGCGCUUUGGUCAGAUGCAACAGGUGCGAACACACUUCUCCACUGCCUACGAGCUUCCUCUACUUACACGGCCCGAGAACUACGCACAGAUCCAGAACCCCUCGUGGAUCGGCGGUGGCAGUGGGGCGUCUCCAGUGCCGGGCUGCGUGGUGCCCUGUGACCCCGUGACCUCCUGCAUGACCCCUCACCCCCACGCCGCCAGCGGGGUGUCCGACUUCCUGGGCGUGCCCAGUCCGGGUGGACACAUGGGUCAGACGGGUAUGAGCGGCCUGUUCGGCGGGCCCGGGGCCGCCAUGACCGGGCACAUGGGCAACAGCGCAGCGGGCAUCAACGGGUACCUGCUGAUGAAGGGGCCUUAUUGUGUCUGAUCACAGCAGAGAUCAGCACAGCAGUGCAGAGAAGCUACAAAACCGCAGGGCCUUUACAGACCAGAAGCACAACAAGCGCCUUUUUUUAAGUCUAUGCAUUCUACGCACCGUGCUCAACUGGAAACCAACACAGACUGCAACUGGCAGAGAGACAGCGGACGACUCGAGUGUGAUGUCACAAAGAUGGAUUGAUGGACCGCGAGGAGGAUGACAACGAUGAGACAAACAGUGAUGUCACAAAGACUGCCAAAAAAAACAAACGGAACACAAACACAAACAGACACGCAAACACAACACACACCACUCUCAACGUCUGCAGAAGAUCGACGCUGUUCUCUGCUCUUCAUCCAGCUGCCUGUGCCUGUUCCAAACUCAUUGGCCAACACAUCUGCUCCUGAGUGUAUGUCUGUGUGUGUGUAUGUGUGUGUGUGCACGCACGUGUGUAUGUGUGUGCAUGUGUGUGUGUCUCUCUGUCUGUCUGUCUGUCUUUCAGUCAGACAGAACAGGUGCUCUUGGCUUCAGCCCUCCCCUGAAAAGCAUGUUUGUUCUGUUUGCUGUCAGUCAGCUCUCCCUGUGGGCCACAGGCCGGGUCACAGGGUCAGAGUGAUGCGUCUGAGCGGAGCUGAGCUGAGCUGAGCCUGGGGAUUGUGGAACUGUGGAUUGGCUAAUGGGUCGCUAUCUUCUCACAAAUGUUUGUUUUGUUUCUCGGUUUUUCCUUUUGAUUCUUUGUUUGAUGUGCUUUUCCUCUGAUUUGCCUUCCCUCAUAAGUAGCAAUCCUGGAACUAGCUUCAGACAAACAGCAACCACACACAACUCAGUGAGAGCUUCAGAAUAGGCGCCAGAGCCAAUCAAAGCUCACCUUAACAUGUCAGAGCCAAUCAAAAUACAUCAUAUCCUUCAAGAGUCAAUCAGGGCCCAUCAGACCAUCAUAUCAUAUCAUCAUAUCAUAUUCUAUGACUGCCUUCACCUUUACACUUCUUUGGCAUGUGAGUGUGUGUGUGUGUGUGUGUGUGUGUGUGUGUGUGUGUGUGUGUGUGUGUUUGUGUGUGUGUUGAGGAAAAGGUCUAGUGUAUUCUGCUGUCUGGGUUGAUCUGCCCUCUGAGGCUGUGGUGUGUGUGUGUGUGUGUGCGUGUGUGUGUGUGUGUGUGUGUGUGCUCCUGUCUGGGUUGAUCUGUCCUCUGUGGUGGUGUAGGGAGACGUGAAACAGAGAUCAGAGUUUCUCUCACAGCACUGCAGAGCUGUCAGUCACCACUGUGGGAACACCAGAGCAGAGAGAGAGAGGGAGAGAGAGAGGGAGGGAGAGAGAGAG